AAACAGACACAAUGAACAAACAAAGCCCAAGAAAAAAUCUCCCCAGAUUUCCAAAUUCUCAUUUCUUCAAAUUCCAAAUUCCAUUCUCUUUCUCUCACUCUCACAAAAAUCAGAAUCACAAACACACACAGAGAGAGACAGAGUAAACCCAAACAUCAAUCAAUGGGCGCCACAAGCGGCGACGUGGAGGCGGGGUUCGCGAAGCUCCAAGGCGAAGACUUCGAGUACUACAUGCAAACCUACUCCAUAAUCCUCGGCCGGAACUCCAAGAAAUCGACGGUCGACGUCGACCUCUCCAGCCUCGGCGGCGGAAUGAACAUCUCCCGCCACCACGCCCGCAUCUUCUACGACUUCGCCCGCCGCCGUUUCGCCCUCGAAGUCCUCGGCAAGAACGGCUGCUUCGUCGAGGGCGUCCUCCACCUCCCCGGCAACCCUCCGGUAAAGCUCGAUUCUCAGGACCUUCUCCAGAUCGGCGACAAAGAGUUUUACUUCCUUUUGCCCGUUCGGAGCAUCCUCGGUGGCCCGGUAGGUGCUCGGGGUUACGCCGCGGCGGCCGGGGCGGGGGCGGGGGCGGUUGUGGCAGCGCCAGUCUCGGCGGGGCAUUAUGGGAAUUAUCAUAUCGCGGCGGCCGCAAUGGGGAGUGGGAAGAAGGGGAGAGGGAGGGAGUAUUAUGAGGAGUAUGAGGAGGAUGAUGGUGAUGAUGAUAAUAAUGGGAUUGGUGGGAGUAGUGGGAAGAAGGUGAGGAGAGAAGGAUUUGAUGGGUACAGCUAUGGCGCCGGAGGCUCCGGCGGUAAGGAGAAGAAAGCAGAUGGAAGAUCAAGGGUUGAUCGGGAUGCUGACAAUCAUCAACUUCUGCAGUUGGAAGAAAAGGACGUGGUAUCAACUGUAGCUACUGCACUCUCAGAUAUUUGUGGUCCUGGAGAAUGGAUGCCUAUGGAGAAACUUCAUGCUGUGUUGUUGGAGAAGUAUGCUAAUGUCUGGCACCAUAGUCGAGUAAGGAGAUAUCUUACAUCUGAGGACUGGCCUGGUCCUGAAUCCAAGGGGAAACCUUGGUACGGCUUGCUUAUGUUGCUAAGGAAAUAUCCUGAACACUUUGUCAUCAACACAAGGUCCAAGGGUCGUGUAACACUGGAGUUUGUCUCUCUUGUGUCUCUGCUCUCAUAAAAUAAUGAAGUGGCUAUGGGUGAUUCCGUGAUGAUGAUACUUUAUGGUGAAGUUUAUUAGGAAAGGAAUAGCAAGGGAUUCCUAUCGAGCAGCCAGGAACAAGGAGAUUCAAUUGUUCAAGGAAUUCUUACGAGGUGUAUUCUAUAGUGAUGAUCUAGGUUCUAGAGACAAAAUUGCUGAUUGUCAACUUUUUUACUAACCUACUAUUGUUGUGGAAUGGGGUUAACCACCAAUAGUGAGCUUUAGAUAGGACCCUGUUAAAUAUAUGUAAAUGACAAGCUUGAAUCUGAAUUAUGUUGCUGUUGUUUAAGCUACUGAUAUGAGAUUGUUGGUACUCUA
Molecule: messenger RNA, 1503 nt
Organism: Quercus robur (English oak)
Lineage: Eukaryota; Viridiplantae; Streptophyta; Magnoliopsida; Fagales; Fagaceae
Product: FHA domain-containing protein FHA2
Exons: 3
Coding region: 163-1164 (333 amino acids)
Biological process (GO): regulation of ribosomal protein gene transcription by RNA polymerase II
Cellular component (GO): nucleus
Molecular function (GO): sequence-specific DNA binding; protein binding
Source: RefSeq, a predicted model, not a curated record